GGCGGCCACAGGGCGAUGGCGGCGCUGGGCCUGGAGUUGGUGUCGGGGUCGCGGUUGGGCCUCGGGUUGGGGUUGGGGUUGGGGUCGGGGCGCGGGGUCCGGAGGGCGGUAUUGGGGUUAUUCGACGGCCGUCACACAAGACGGACGCCAACCUCCGGGGUCUUGUUCCGCGGCCUCAGCACCUGGUCUCCUCCCCCCCGCCCCCCCGACAGCGAGAACCCAAACACCGGCCACAGAACGACUGGGCCUGUCACGUGGAAAUCCUUAGCCAUCACCUUUGCUGUCGGAGGAACCUUGCUGGGAACCAUGAAGUAUUUAAAGAGGGAGAAAGAGGACAAGAUGGAGAAGGAGAGGACUCGGUCAGUUGGAAAGGCAUCACUGGGGGGACCAUUUUCACUUACUGAUCACACGGGACAGAGCAAGACCAACAAAGACUAUCUGGGACAGUGGAUCCUGAUUUAUUUUGGCUUCACACACUGUCCCGAUAUCUGCCCCGAAGAACUGGAGAAAAUGAUUACAGUGGUGGACGAAAUAGACAAGAUUCCCUCUUUGCCAAACCUGAGGCCUUUACUGAUCACAAUUGAUCCAGAAAGGGAUAAUGUAGAGGCCAUGGCCAGAUAUGUCAAAGAGUUCUCUCCCAAGCUGGUUGGCUUGACUGGCUCACAGGAACAACUUGAACCAGUGACCCGGUCCUUCCGAGUCUACUACAGCCAGGGGCCUAAAGAUGAAGACAACGAUUACAUUGUUGAUCAUACGAUAAUCAUGUAUCUUGUUGGCCCUGAUGGAGAAUUUGUGGAAUAUUAUGGUCAGAACAAGAAGAGCUCAGAAAUCUCUGCUUCUAUAGCUUCAUACAUGAGGACACACAAAAAUAAAUAAAACAUAUUCUCUCUUUUUUAAUGAAAAUAGAUGAAAAUCAAGUUGAACAUUCCCGAGAAAUAAUAUAUUUGCAAUGAUUGUGUUCAGUUAGAAGCUAAUGUUCUUUGACUAAGGGCACACUUUCAUGUUUGAGCGAUGAAGUACAUUGACUAAAACUAGUGCUAAUGAAAUGUCUCAUUGUCUGAGGAAUACACUGACAACAUCAAUUAUGAGUUGAACUCAACAACAACAACAAAAUGACGUGUAAAGUACCUUUCAGGGUGGG
This is a messenger RNA of Callorhinchus milii (elephant shark), 1141 nucleotides long. Its product is annotated as protein SCO1 homolog, mitochondrial. Gene Ontology annotation, molecular function: copper chaperone activity; copper ion binding. Gene Ontology annotation, biological process: intracellular copper ion homeostasis; mitochondrial respiratory chain complex IV assembly. Gene Ontology annotation, cellular component: mitochondrial inner membrane. The record is from RefSeq and is a predicted model, not a curated record. Bases 16 to 876 code for a protein of 286 amino acids. The transcript is spliced from 7 exons. NCBI's taxonomy places the organism in Eukaryota, Metazoa, Chordata, Chondrichthyes, Chimaeriformes, Callorhinchidae.